Artibeus jamaicensis (Jamaican fruit-eating bat) is the source of this 1230-nucleotide messenger RNA. It is a transcript of the gene UCMA, whose product is annotated as upper zone of growth plate and cartilage matrix associated. The transcript is spliced from 4 exons. Bases 82 to 603 code for a protein of 173 amino acids. Lineage: Eukaryota; Metazoa; Chordata; Mammalia; Chiroptera; Phyllostomidae. The record is from RefSeq and is a predicted model, not a curated record. Gene Ontology annotation, cellular component: extracellular matrix. Gene Ontology annotation, biological process: embryonic skeletal system development; regulation of osteoblast differentiation.
UGAGGACCCAGAGGCCUCAGGGUCUGCAGAACCCUCUCUGCCUGCCCUGUGGUUCCCAGACAGAGCUCAUCCUCUCUAAGGAUGGCCUGGAAACACCUGCUGCUUGUCUCCUGUUUCUCAGCUGCUGUGCUCCUCCUGUUCAUGCUGCAGGAGGGGACAGGUGCAUCCGUGGGCACCAGGCAGGUGGCUGGACAAGAGGCCCAGGAAGGUCAGUGCAGGGGCUACCCCAUGGUGCAGGGUGGGUGGGCCAGCCCCUGUGGUGGCCCUGGUGGGCCUGUGCUGGUUAUGGCUGGCCUCUUUCGGGUUUCAGGUGUGGAAGAGAAGAUAUUCAUGCAGGAAUCAGAUGCCUCGAAUUUCCUCAAGAAGCGUGGCAAGCGGUCCUCCAAAUCCCGAGACGAGGUCAAUGCGGAGGACAGACAGAAGCUGCGGGCUGAUGAGCUACGAAGAGAAUAUCAUGAGGAACAACGCAAUGAGUUUGAAAACUUUGCGGAGGAGCAAAACGAUGAACAGGAAGAGAGAAGCCGAGAGGCUAUCGAGCAAUGGCGCCAGUGGCAUUAUGAUGGCCUAUACCCACCAUACCUCUAUAACCGCCACCACAUCUGACCUCAUGUCACAAACCCAGAAGACAGAGCUUGCAGAUGCAUGUACUCACCCCAGAUGUUUCAUCCCAGGUGUUUGAGCAACUCUCUCCCACACAGACAAGUCCCUUCAAAGGGUCUCAACUUGGGGUGUGCUGUAGUAAACACGUAAGGUCUUUCUUUCCAAUGGAUUAAAAUGCCCUGGCUGUGGCUUCUUUACAGAUGAAUUCUGAGGUGAGCAAAUGCCCAUGGAGCCGCCUGGCACCAAACCUACAGUGGUUUUCCCUUGCUUAGCCAUUGUUUCCAAAGUAAGAGUCCCAUUUGGUAGAACAAUGAAAAGGAUCACAGUAAAGAGAGAAGAUUCCAUAUUUGCUUAUAGCUUAUAAAUAAAAAUCUUGAGUCAAUAAUGCAUUAUCUUCUCCAAUCUCAAACUAAAGGGUGCCAACCUACCUCCUCUGAGGUACAAUGUCUCUCACACUGACUUGGCCAUUUGAAAGCUUGAACUCAGGAGUACUGUUCACUAUUUUCUCAGUAUGUCUUAGUGAUCACAUGAAAGAACAACACUAAAAAAAUUGUUUUGGUAAAAGCAUUCUCUGAGGUGGUUACAGAGCCCAGGUGCUUCUCUAAAGAGGGUUAAGGUUCAACUGUGGUG